Molecule: messenger RNA, 3488 nt
Organism: Tripterygium wilfordii
Lineage: Eukaryota; Viridiplantae; Streptophyta; Magnoliopsida; Celastrales; Celastraceae
Product: serine/threonine-protein kinase Nek5-like
Exons: 12
Coding region: 506-3265 (919 amino acids)
Biological process (GO): microtubule-based process; protein phosphorylation
Cellular component (GO): cortical microtubule
Molecular function (GO): protein kinase activity; ATP binding
Source: RefSeq, a predicted model, not a curated record
UUAACGCUCCGUUUAACCUACUAACCACAUUGCCCAUUAACCUUGUUUACCGAAUUAAUCUGCCUCCACGAAUUUUGCAAAAACUGUUUUCUUUUCCAAUUCUCUUGUUCCGCUUCUCAGUGUCAACCCCAGUGAGUGUGAGAAGCAUAUUGAAAGAAAGCGAAGGAAAAGCAGCAGAAAAUACGCCAUGAACGGACGAGAACGGGGGAGUUCUCGCUGACUCUCUCUUUAUUGACUCCGAAAAGUCAGACGAUUCGGUCACCGAAAUUCGCUUUCAGUUCGGUUACAUUGUUGGUUAAUGAGUUCAAAGCACAGUAGAUAUUGAAGUAGAAUCUGAUUAAUGCGUUGGAUCUAUGAGGAGUCGUCCUUGAGGUUUGGGAAUUGAAGCAUUUGCUGUUGCAGAACUACAGCAACAAAAUGGCGUGAACGCGGUUGUGAAGAUCGAUUAUCAGAUCAUUUUUUAAAAUUGGAAGAUUUGGUUUAUUGCGGAAGUGAAUUGAGAACUAUGGAAUCUCGAAUGGAUCAGUACGAAAUGAUGGAGCAGAUCGGUCGCGGCGCCUUUGGUGCCGCCAUUCUCGUCCAUCAUAAAGCCGAGAAGAAAAAGUAUGUAUUGAAGAAGAUUAGGCUGGCUCGGCAAACCGAACGAUGCAGGAGAUCUGCUCAUCAAGAGAUGGCUCUGAUUGCUCGAAUUCAACAUCCGUAUAUUGUCGAAUUUAAGGAAGCAUGGGUUGAGAAGGGCUGCUAUGUUUGCAUUGUCACUGGAUACUGUGAAGGCGGAGACAUGGCUGAGUUAAUGAAGAAAUCAAAUGGAGUGUAUUUUCCAGAGGAGAAACUUUGCAAGUGGUUUACACAACUACUAUUGGCUGUUGAAUAUUUGCAUUCAAAUUUUGUUCUGCAUCGUGACCUAAAAUGUUCCAAUAUAUUUCUUACCAAAGAUCAGGAUGUUCGUCUUGGGGAUUUCGGACUUGCUAAAACUCUGAAAGCUGAUGACUUGGCUUCCUCGGGUGCUGUAUGUACGAGAUGGCAGCUUAUCGUCCUGCUUUUAAAGCUUUUAAAAAAGCUUAUCAAAGGUAUGCUGAGAAAAAAUCCUGAGCAUCGGCCAAGUGCAUCCGAGCUUUUGAAGCACCCUUAUUUGCAAACUUAUGUUGAUCAAUACCGCCUAUCCUUCAGUCCUCCAGCUGCUUGUUCCCCGGAAAAGCCUAUAUCUGAUCCUCGUAAUUCUAGGAGAAAUUUGGCGGAAAGUCAGAACAGUAGUAGUUCUUGUAGUGAUAAAGAUAGUUUGCUUUCAACCGAUAGAAACCUCCAUGCAAUGAUGUCAAGUAGUGAAAAUAAAGGUACUGACACAGAUUUAGCUUCUGUUGAUGGUGAAGAUGACUCGCAGCAUUCUCUUUCGAGCAAAGGAACUGCCUCCAAACGUUGCACUGCCCAAAUGGAUGAAAAAGGCGUGACAAAACCUUCUCAUGAUGGACAAGGAUCCAAUUUUGAAUCAAGGCAACCAAAGCUUAUCAAAAGCAUUUUACUCACCCUAAAAGAGGGGAAAGGUAGAGAAAAUGGUUCCCCAAUGAGAGGCAACCGUAUGAAGGCUGGAGGUGUAUGUUCACAAAGAAAUAACACUGAACCAUCUCCCAAGGUUCUUAAACCGAAUGGCACUGCCCCUGGUUUGAAGUUGAAUGCUGUCGUACCACCUCUUGUCCCAGCAAAGGUUGUGAGUAAUUGUGUGAAACGUAUUCAGGGCUCACACUCGUUGAAGCAUCAGUUACCGGUAGUUGACUCCACCCCGAAGACAAAACCCAGACAUGAGGGGUUUCCUCCAUCAGGUCCUGUAAAACCUCUUGAAGAUGAGCAAUCUGUAAAACCAAGGCAAAGAACACCUCCAUCCAAUUUUGCUAGAAAACCUUUUUCAGGACGAACGAGGGAAGUGGGAGUUGCCGCUCCAAAUGCUUUGAGCAAUCCCACAAAGUUAGGCUGCACUGAAAGAACCCGGGAGCCUAAACACGAUUCUUUUCAUGUGUCUGAUGGUUGUGUUGCACGUGUUUCUAAGGAGGUCACACUCGAGUCUCAGAAGAUUUCUAUUUGUUCUUCAAAAGGAAUGCAAACAGACAGCAGCAAUUCUGUCUCAUCGUCGGUCUCAAUGCAAGCAUUUGAGCAUUCUGAUGUUGCAACUCCAUUUGUUGACAUGAUGGAGCAGACACUUCCAAAACAUGAUUUUCUCACAAGCGGUGAAAGUUUCGAAUCACAGCCACCCAUUUGCUCUCCUGCUCCCUUUGCACAUUCUGGGACCACUGAACGUAUUUCUGGACAAACACGUGUAUGUGAUCCUACAUCUGUUCCUUGCUUGGUCGAGACAACUGAGGCUAUCCUAGAUCCUCAUGCUACCACUGCCGGUGAUGGGCAAGCAAGUUCAAGUGCAGCUUCAGAUCUCCCAGUAAGAAGUUCUGAGGUAAUACUUAUCUCUAGAGAUGAAAUGCCUGCAGAUAUGAAUGCUGCAAGGCCUGUUGAUGCCCCAGAAAGCAGGUCUGAUCAACUGAUUCAAUCAAAUAUUACAUCUUCAUCCAGUGGCGAUGACAAAUUCACUGUAAGAGAACUUCUCUCAUCUUUUGCAGAAGUUUCCCCUGCCAUCUUCUCACCCGUAUCAUGUGGCCAAAAGAACGUACAGCAAAAUAAAGGUACCAUUUUGCAGAAUCCUACGAUUGAAAGGCCUAAUACUGCCCAUCAUCCUCCAGUUUAUGAUGAUGUCAUACAUGUUAUACGGCAUAGUAGUUUUCGUGUUGGGAGUGAGCAGCCGGUAAUGGAGACAGUUGAGACGGGGGUUCAAAAUGUGGAUGUUGGGAAGUUAUUGAAUGUAGUGAGGGACGAACUGGAGAUGAGAAACUUGACGACUCCAGUGACUCUGAAGACUUCAAGUUGCUCUGAUGUGGAUUUAAAAUCAAGUGUGGCCGAUCAUUAUGGUGUUCCAGAAAUGGAUACGAAAGAACCAACUCCUGUAGUUUUAAAAGCUGACAACUAUGAGACAGCAAAACCUAGCCCUCCCGUGAUAGAACCAGCAAAAGAAACUUUGGAUGUGAAGUCUUUUAGGCAGAGGGCAGAGGCCCUUGAAGGGCUUCUAGAGUUGUCUGCAGAACUCCUGCAGCAGAAUAGAUUGGAAGAACUUUCAGUUGUUUUGAAGCCUUUUGGAAAAUACAAGGUCUCCCCAAGGGAGACAGCUAUCUGGUUAGCAAAGAGUCUUAAGGGAAUGAUGAUUGAAGAGGGUGGACGCAAUUCAUGACGUCUUACAUCUUUGGUAAGUUUCCGCUAGAUUUUCUUAUUGGUUCCAGUAACGGUUUAUUUUUUGUUACACUUACCAUGUAAGUAUAUCAUUUACAGUGAUGAGGAGAAUGACCAGUCCUCCUGCCUCAUUUUUGUAAUUCUUUCGACGCAUUUUGUUGCUGUACAUAUGAACAAUAUAUAUAUAGCCUUCUGUGCUACCUCAUUGAUCCCCUCUUUCAAAA